AUUACCGUAUUUGAUUUUGUUGGAUAGUUUAAACAAAAACUAAUCAAUCAUGAAAUUCUUUGAUCAACUGAAAAAUUUAUCAUCAUAUAUUACUGAAGAAAUACGGACGCUGGAAAUAGAAUGCCAUGUGCCUCCUGGAACUCGUCCGCAUUUGUAUGUGGCUGCUGAGAAACAGUUACUGGAAGAAGUAGCUGAAAUCAAGAAGCUCUCGUCCAACUUGACAGAGCAGGCACAAAGUUUCAAGAAGUUUGAAGAAUUUCUGCUAGCAACUGAGGAACUGAUGCAGCAGAAAACAGAAGAAAUUAAUAAAUUAGAAACCUACCUGAUGAAGUAUGGUUAUGUUGCUGAGGUGACUGAAGACCCUGCCUCGGCACCACCAACUCCUGAACCAGUUGCUGCUCCUCUGCCAGUGCUAUGUUACGAGUUCCUCUCUCCUGAGCUCAGCACGCCUACCCGCAAUUUACUCGCCAACAAGAACACUGCUGUGAAGUUAUGCCAUUCUCAGAAUAAUGGAAAGAAAGUUGAUCAAGCGCCUAAUGCAUGUCCACCAACUACGUACUCUGGUCCUGCAGUUGCGUCCUUUGAGAUACCAGCUAUAACGACUACGAGACCUUCAACUGACGACGAGCUUGACCAUCCUGAUAGUCACGUCCCCUCUCAGCUGAACCUGAACAAUUCCUGCACUUCCCGCCUCACUUCUCCUCAUAGCCUUAUAAAUUCUCCGUUUUUUAAUGCAUCUCCUACGACACCCUCAUCACCGUCUAGAAACUUGGCUACUAGAGAAGGUAUGGUGAAUGCCGUCAAGCUGAAUGCACCGAUAAACACACCAAAAAGCGAACUUUGCAUGGCGAAGGGCUUGGAGAACUCAAACUCCAGAAAGAAGUUUGUGACGCCUCGAACAAGGAGUAACAUCGAAAAUUGGCUAUCAAAAAUUAAUGAGAACGAUUAUCUUCACAGAAAAGUCAAUAACCCUCUACUGCGAAACUGUGAAAAAACCCCAUCUCCACAUCGCACACCUUUCUUCACUCCAAAGAGACAAAUGGGAGUUUUUACCACUCCGAAAUUCCCCACAUCUUCCUCCUGCCUUCGGAUUAAGCCUGGUAACGAGGGUCUGUCUACGUUGCAGCCUUCUUUUACUGGUCGCUUGGCCAUGAGCGUGGUUGAUCCUGCCAGCAUUAGGCUUCAAGUUCCCUCAAACGAAGAUGCUUCACUAAUCAAAUGCAACGUUUUGGUCCCAGACUUGAAACCUCCUGGAGCUGAGUGUCAGGUCCCUGCAUCCACAUUGGACUUGUCUCUGGAAGAGCCAACUCUUUCUCUUGCUACUGUCAACGCCUUGGCUGAGCUUCGGAAAGCCAACGAGAGAGAAAUUUCUCCCUCGCGUUCCCACGGACGUGAUUCCUCUAAUGUUUCUGACCUUCCAAUUUCUACAUUUGUAUCAGCAUUAAAAGUGUCAGAAGAACCCAUUGAUUAUUCAUGCAAAUCUCAAAGCUCGGCUUUGAGUAAAGUAGUCAGUGAAGGAAAUGUUCAUUGCAAUUUUAGCACAAUGAUGGGACGGGUGGAAACUCCCGAGGAACCUAUUCUGACGACAGCUUUUCCUAAACCCGAAAACAAAAGGCAGAUUGAUACCCCUGAAGAUCCAGAAUUGAUUUUUAAAUAUUCUUCUGAUGUGAACGGUACGGGUCGCCCCAUGAACCAUGUGGAUACGCCUGAAGAACCUGUUCUUAGCAGUGCUAGUGCUCCUGAUAGGACGGUGCAUGGCGAGUCAGAACGUUACGUUGCUGCAGCGCAAAAUAAUAUGAUUUCAAAGACUCAUUCUGAAUUACUCGUUUCAGCCAAUAGUUCAAAUUUUUGGUCGACUUAUAAUUUGCAAAAUGUCAUGAAUGCUGAUAUUGAUCAAUCGCCUGAACUCUCUGAAACAACUCGUCAACUAUUGUUCCGCCGUGGUGAUCCUGGUGCUGUGCAGCCAACCACCGCGAAAGGUAACCUUAAUGACCAAAGUUGGAAUAAAGAAAAUAACUUGGGACCACACACUUUAUCUUCCACAAUGGAAUCAAAAUUCAGGAGACCUGCGUAUCCAACGAGUCGUCCUCUGGAAGUGAAAAAUUGCAUCACUGCUGAUCUCUCGGUCACCACAGAUGAUUUUAGUGACCUUGAUGUCAAUGAUGGGGAUCUCAGUCACCUCUAUCGCUCGCAUUCUCUAGUCGGGAGAUCACGGCCAGCUAUCGACAACAGCUUCAGUCAAGCUAUGCUUCAAUAUAGUCAUGUGCCCGCGUCCCCUAUGCCACCACCCAAUUUCAAAACUCCGUCGAGAUCAUGUCUGCCAAGUGCUAAAUGACCUAAUUACUCACCGCGCUCUAUGUGUAUCAAAACCUUCAUUGUGAAACUUGCACAAAAUAAAAGAACAUUUCGUAUUUUUUAUCCAGUGUUGUCGCGUUGCUAGUUGCUUAGUAUGCCAGGAAUUUGAGUAUCUUUUAGUAUAACCGAGUGCUUAACAUGGGGACUUAAUUAUUAGUUGUUCUUCCCGUGAUUUCAUUGAUUGAUUUGUACCAGCAGCUGCAUUUUAAUUUUCGAAAAUGCGUUAAAAAUGUCUGUUUUUUGUUGGGCAAAGAAGAUUAAAAUGUAACUUAUUUGUCUUCGUUGACCAUUUUGCUUCAAGAUUUCGGACUUAGUGACUUUUUUUUUUUUUAUCAAUGCCGGUUGACGCACACAUUACUAAAUGCGUACUCUCCGGCGCUUAUGGAUAGGAACUUGAGAAAUGAUUCGACGUACAUUGUACUAGGGAGGCAGGGUUAUGUUAUUUAGUAGUUUUAUUUAGAGUUGGAGAAGUAGUGGAUAGUGCAUUGUUAUUAUCGCAUAAUAGUACUUCUAGUAUUAAAUAAAGUAUGGAUGUAUCUUCAUCACGAUACAUUUUAAA
Hyalella azteca is the source of this 2914-nucleotide messenger RNA. RefSeq lists its product as uncharacterized. Lineage: Eukaryota; Metazoa; Arthropoda; Malacostraca; Amphipoda; Hyalellidae. Bases 50 to 2335 code for a protein of 761 amino acids. The record is from RefSeq and is a predicted model, not a curated record. The transcript is spliced from 8 exons.